AGUGACAAAGUCCACACUUGAGAGAGAGAGAGAGAGAGAGAGAGUAUGUACGGUUUCGGUUUAUGUUCGAAGUCUGCUCGUCAUUUUCAAGCUGACACAGGGAUAGGUCAUCUCCAUCAACAUUUUUCAGACCCUUUUUAUUGUGCUGUUCUACAUCCUGCGAGCGCUCCAGAAUUGCUAAUCCUACGAAACCAAAUUCCACUUGAAAAUUGCUAGAUUCCUCCACAGUCCACAGUCCACAGAAGUACAGGCUCAAACUUCAAAGCCAAAAAAAAAAAAAAAAUUCUCGUGGUUUGCCCGCGGUUGUUUCUUCUUUCUCCUCCACGAGCUAAAACAUCAUUACUGUUACAGCUCUGAACUUUUUGCGUCGCCUUCAGGACUGCCGGUCAUGUGUUGUGUGGUCUCUUCCAUGAAAACCCACUUCUGAGUACGAAGAAUAUCCAACCUGUCUUUUUUUCACGUCUAUGUUUGCCCUGCCUUCUUGCCAAUUCGCAGCUUCAAAAUCAAUCGUUUGAUAAUCCCAAUUUAGAUCCUCUAAAUCCCAGUCAAGUUCAAGUCUCAGAACUCAGAAUCUAUUUUCCACCCUUACAACACGUUUUAAAUCUCCUUACAAAACCAUGAUUCACCAAUUCCUCGAAAGUCCGUAACUUUUGAGCUUAAAUUUAAUCGUUUUUUUGUUGUUUCUAUUCUUGAAUACUCAAUUCAUUCGCCCUCUGAAACUCAAUCGGAUUCUCCUCCGGAUCGAAAACCCAACUCACCAAAUCCCCCAAAAAGCGAUCCUUUCUGUUUACUCCUUCCAAUACGUUUUGCAACGUACAAAGGGUUAGAAGCUCUGGUUCUUUUGGUCUCAAUUUGAAAAUGCAAGACCCAGCAAUAUUCCAACCCACCAAACCGCAUUUCCCAGAGCAAGAGCAACUCAAAUGCCCGCGCUGUGAUUCCUCAAACACCAAGUUCUGCUACUACAACAACUAUAACCUUUCACAGCCACGCCACUUUUGCAAGAACUGUAGGAGGUACUGGACCAAAGGCGGUGCUCUGAGAAACAUCCCAGUGGGUGGUGGAACCCGCAAGAACACAAAGCGGGCAUCAAACCCAAAACGCUCUUCAUCAUCAGCAACAUCGAAUUCGGUGGUGCAGAACACGGGUCCGGAGCAUGACCCAAACCGGAUUUAUGGUGCUACUGUAGGGGAUCAGGACCGUCGGAUUCUGGAUAUCUCAGGGAGCUUUAGUUCUCUUCUGACAUCAACUGGGCAGUUUGGAAGUCUUCUGGAGGGUCUGAACCCCAAUGGGUCCGGUGUGAAAAUGUUGCAAUUGGAUGACUUUGCAGAGAAUUUGAAUUCGGGCCAUGUGUUGGAAACGAGUUCUGUUCGAGACCCGGGAAUGGACAUGAAGAGGGAUAGCAAUUCAGAGAGUUAUGUAGGUUUGCAGAGUGGCGAUUCAAGCUGUUGGACUGGUGGUAAUGGGUGGCCCGAUCUUGCCAUUUACACUCCAGGUUCAAGUUUUCAGUAGAGAAAAGAGAGUUUAGUGUCUUUUAUUUAAUUUAUUUUUCUACUUAGAAACUAGGGAUAUGGUUAAACAGAGGAGCGUGAAUAAGGCUGGCUUAUUGUAGCAUUUUCUAAUGCUAUUGAGGGUGACAUACAACACUAGCAUCCUUUUGUAGGGAAAUGGUUCCUUUUGCUGUUUCUGUGUGGUUUUUGUUUCUAUGCCCUGUAUGAGUGAAAAGAGACAAGAAGAAAAUGAUAACUACUUAGUAUUAUUUCU
Molecule: messenger RNA, 1761 nt
Organism: Carya illinoinensis
Lineage: Eukaryota; Viridiplantae; Streptophyta; Magnoliopsida; Fagales; Juglandaceae
Product: dof zinc finger protein DOF3.1
Exons: 1
Coding region: 859-1509 (216 amino acids)
Biological process (GO): regulation of DNA-templated transcription
Molecular function (GO): DNA binding; DNA-binding transcription factor activity
Source: RefSeq, a predicted model, not a curated record